Leishmania braziliensis MHOM/BR/75/M2904 is the source of this 1731-nucleotide messenger RNA. RefSeq names its product protein kinase-like protein. The record is from RefSeq and is a predicted model, not a curated record. Gene Ontology annotation, biological process: peptidyl-threonine phosphorylation; peptidyl-serine phosphorylation. Bases 1 to 1731 code for a protein of 576 amino acids. The transcript has a single exon. Lineage: Eukaryota; Euglenozoa; Kinetoplastea; Trypanosomatida; Trypanosomatidae. Gene Ontology annotation, molecular function: ATP binding; protein serine/threonine kinase activity.
AUGCGGAUGGGCGUCAGGUCUACCGGCGGGCCGUCUUUCCAGAACGGAGUGAACGGUACCGGAGGUGGCACCAUGCAUAGGAACGGCGUGAUAAUCAACGAGAUACAGAACGGCGGUAUGGUGAACAGGCGUAGUGAGGUGCCACUGAAGUCUGUUGGCAGCGGCGUUGCGCAACGCACUGCAAACCUGCCGACUCUCCCGCGCAGUAGUGGAUCCAUGCAGAGUCUGCAGAGCGAUCUCUACCCUGUGCCGCCGUCGCCCAUGAUCCACGUCAGCUUUCAGAAUAGCAUGAUGAUACCAGCGUACAGCGGCGGUUAUGGGCAGCUGAAUGCCAAUGGUGUGAGAGGCAACUGCCGCGAGCUGAACAGAAUGGGCGUAGGCGGCACUGUGACUAUCGUGCAGGCCGACGACGGCACGAUGCGCGACGUGGACUCCAUAACGCCGAGCGUGUCCCCCAGCAACAAUGUGCAGAAUGGGUGCCACGUGAACACCCCGUCGCUAAGGCGGGGCGACGAGGGCACUGGGCUUACGCCAACGCCGCCGUCGCUGCGCUUCUUGACGAGCUACGAGGAGGAAGAGGUGAAGGACUAUCUGCCGAGUGUGUACUUUGGUGGGACAGAGCAGUGUAAGAAGAUUCACGGCGUCCGCGGCACCGAGAAGAACGACGGCUACGAUGACGACAACUUCCACUACCGCGUCGUCGUCGGCGACCACUUGCUGUACCGAUACGAAGUGGUGAGGGUACUAGGCCAAGGCACCUUCGGCAUCGUUGUGCGCGCGCUCGAUCACAAAUACCACCGCCUUGUAGCCGUGAAAGUUAUCAAGAACAAACCGAACUACACGAAACAGGCUCGCGAGGAAAUCAAUACACUAGAGCUGCUGAACAGGGACGACCCCGAUGACGAGGCGAACAUUGUUCGCCUGCUUGGGUCCCACAUCUUCCGCAAGCACUAUAUCUUGGUUUUUGAAUUGCUGCCUUCCGACCUCUACGCAAUCAUUCAGAGAAAUAAGUUCCGGCCCAUGUCGCGCGACUUUAUCUACGAGCUGUCGGAGCAGCUGCUCACCGCCCUUGUGCACGUGCGCGAACACAAGAUUGUGCACUGCGACUUGAAGCCAGAGAACAUUAUGAUCUCUUACAGCGGCUGCAACUCCAAAUUGGUAGGAGACUCAGCCGAUUUUUCUUUGAAGUUGAUUGACUUUGGCUCCGCCUGUGAGGAGAGUCGGCCUCUCUUCACCUACAUCCAGUCACGCUACUACCGUGCACCGGAGAUCGUGCUUGGUAUUCCGUACACGACGGCCAUUGACAUGUGGAGCUUUGGCUGUGUGCUGUGCGAGCUUGCCAACGGCUAUCCAAUUUUCCCGGCAAGCUGUGAGGGGGAGCUGCUGGAGCGCAUCGUGGAGUACUUUGGGACCAUUCCGUUGUACCUCGUGAAACAGGGUCGCCGCGCCGAUCGCUUCUUUGAAGAUGGCCAGAUGAAAUACAACCUAGGCAAGAAACGUGCCCCGCAUGCGCCGCAUAGCCGAGUGCUAGGGAACUUCUUGAAAAUCGGCCGGAGUCACGAGGACCAGCUCUUCGAGGACUUUGUUGCUAAAUGUUUGCACCUCGACGCGCGGCAGCGACUCACGCCAGAGACAGCACUAGAGCACCCGUGGAUAGAUUUCUGGCGAGGCAGCGGGAGUAGCAUGAGCACAGCGUCGCUUUCCGACUCUUCUUGCUCCCUGUCUUGCUAA